Molecule: messenger RNA, 3317 nt
Organism: Zeugodacus cucurbitae (melon fly)
Lineage: Eukaryota; Metazoa; Arthropoda; Insecta; Diptera; Tephritidae
Gene: Lgt
Product: Prolipoprotein diacylglyceryl transferase
Exons: 7
Coding region: 789-1277 (162 amino acids)
Source: RefSeq, a predicted model, not a curated record
UUUAGUGUGUUCCUCACUAAAAAAAUUUGAAUAUUUGCUUUGAAACACGCGCUAAAACUGCGUUACUUUCUUGUUUAUAUUUUUUUUUAUAGAUUAUAAGAAGAAAUUUUUUGUAUAAAGAAAUAGAAAUGAAAUUUGAAUUAAUUAUAUGCAAUUAAUGGUGUAAGCGUUUGUUAUCAAAAAAAAAAAUUAAAUGAAUAUUCAUUUUAUGAUUUAUUUAACUAGUACAAAAUGUAGUAAAAUUGUUAUAGAGGUCCUGCAGAGUCCAACUGAAGAAAUGUAUAGUUGUCGUAAAUAAUUCAGAAUUAUUUAUGGCGAACGCUUGCAAGUUAUAUUUUCUUACAAAUUUAGUAGCCAAAUAAUCAAAAACACAUAUGAUUACAUACUCGUACACUAACUCGUUAAAAUUAGCACCGAACUUUGUUAAUAUAUUUGCAAUAUGCUUUACAUAAAAAAAUGAAAUUUAGAACAAAAAAAACUUCUGGAAUUAUUGUUAACAAGUAGCAAAAGCAUUUACACUCUUUACGAUUAUUCUCAAAACACAUUCGUUGUAAGUUUUUCUUUAUUUUAUAAACAAUAACAUAUUAUAAAUAUUAAUAAUAUUUGAACUAAAAUAUAUAAUACAUUUAUUAAAAAAUAAUAAACUAUAAACAAUUCACUUUAAACUGAUUGCGACAAGUCACUGUAAAGUCGACAAAUCACUAAAAACCAAGGAGACGGAAUUGUCGUAAUCUAAUUGACAUACAAGUGGCAAUUAAAAGAAAGUGUGUGUUUAAGCGGCGCUCAAAAUGAAAUGUCUUUCGGUGAAAGAGUCGAUAGCCAUUGUUGAAAUAGUGAUUGCGUUGCUCUGUUUGCCUGCCAUUUUGCUGCUGUCGUUCGUGCUAACCUUCCCGGACGAUAUGAAGAUGUUCCUGUAUCAAUGCUCUUUGGCUACAACAAUGGUGCUCUGCUUGCUCUUCGGCUUCAGCACGUGGUUCUACAAUUCGAAUUAUCCGAAAACGCGUUUUCAUGUGCGCAUCUUUAUUGUUAUUGUACUAUGGACUAUGUUUAUUUUUGGUGUUGUCACCGGCGUGCUAUUCGAUAUGCAAUUCUUCGAUAAAUAUUUAUACGGUCAUUUCGAGCAUGACAUUUUAGAUGGCGCGGAAACUUUGACUUUGUAUGCGGCCAUGAUUUUUGGUAUCAUUGUACUCUUUUUACUGUUUAUUGUCAAUAUAAUAUUAACGGUUGGUGUUUGUCGAAGAGCUAGAAAAGGAAGGAAUCGUUCGACUCGUAGAUAAAUACUAAUACUCUAAUGUGCAAUGCAUUAAAACUAAGUAGCCGAGUGUAUUGAAUCUGUAACAACUAUAAUCUCUUACUUUCUCGGAUCAGUGACACAGAGCGUGUAAAGGUGGAGUAAGCGUCAUAAAACUUUUAAAGGUAUAGGUAUAUGUACUUGCAACGAAUCAAACAGUUUUUAUACACAAAAAUGGUCAAAGUUGUCUUGAGUAAAGAAAACAUUUCGGAGCGCUCUACUCGAUUGUCCAACUGUUGUUACAUGAGGGUCUCGAUUGUCGAGGUGAUUGCUAUAUUCUCGGGAACUGUGGGAAAAUUUGAACUCCAUCUUAUACUUUUAAGUUAAUUUUACAAUUGUACACUUUCAAAUAGCUGGAAAUUAUAUAUAAUUAUGUACAUAGAACGAAAUUUUACACAAAAACAACUUCUGGAAUUAUUGUUAACAAGUAGCAAAAGCAUUUAAACUCUUUAUGAUUAUUCUCUAAACACACAUUCACGUUGUGAGUUUUUAUUUAUUUUAUAAACAAUAACAUAUUUUACAUAUUAAUAGUACUUCAACUAAAAUAUAUAAUACAUUUAUUUAUAAAAAAAAAACAAAUAUUUUUGAACUAAUUGCGACAAAUCACUUUAACCUAAAAACCAAAAAGACGAAAUUGUCGUUAGCAAAUUGACAAAAAAUAAUUAAAAAAAGCGUGUCUUGAAGCGGCGCUCAAUAUGAAAUGUCCGAAGGUGAAGGAACCGAUAUCCACACUUCAAUUAGUGAUUGCGGGACUCUGUUUGCUUAUCAUAAUAAUAUUGUCGUGCAUAGUAACCUUCCCGGAUGAUAUGCGCAUGUUCCUGUAUCAGUGCUCCUUGGCUACAACAAUGGUGCUCUGUUUGCUCUUUGGCGGCAGCACAUGGUUCUGCACAAGCAAAAAUGCGAAAGUGGAUUUUCGUAUGCGCAUCUUUAUUGUUGUUGCACUAUAUACUAUGUUUAUUUUUGGACUUGUCACCGUGGUGCUAUUCGCUAUGCAAUACUUCGAAGAAUAUAUAUACGGUAUUUACGAUCGUGAUAUUUUCUAUAUCGUGGAUUAUAUUGCUUUGUAUAUUGCCAUUAUACUUGGUUUCAUUGUACUCAUUUUAGUGCUUAUUGUCAGUAUAGCAUUAACGGUUGCUGUUUGUCAAAUAGCUAUAAAAGAGAAGAAAAAUCGUACACAAAAUUAGUGCAAAAAUGUGAAAUGUAUCAAAUUCAUUUCUGUUCAGUAAAUUCCAUGUGUGACCACGAUCAUCUUCCCAAUUUAUAACUUGUUUUUUUUUUUUUUUUAUUUCGAAAUGAGUGUAAAGAUAAGAGUCGUAAGACUUGUAAAGCGAAACUGAGCAAUAGGUGUACAUGAUCACAAAUUGUCAAAGUUCGUCUUGAGGGUGGAAAAUAGGUCGAGGCUUACUACUCGACUAGACAUCAUCGCAUAACUUCUGUUGACGGACUGAGGCAGAUCGACUUCGACUGAGCUCGGAAUAUAGUAGAACGGGCUGAUCUCAAACUGUAGAAAUAGAAUAGAGAACCGAACAUCAACUCGUAUAUUCGGAAUCACGCUUGCUUUCUGAGAGUACGAGUCUCGAGAGCCGUUGUUGUUGUAGCGUUUAUGGUUUAGUGUAUAGGCAGGCUAAAAGAUAUUUCGACGCAUUUGGUUUAGAAAAAACACAAACAAAAAUCUUUUUCGAGUACUUUUUAUUUAAAAUGUUUACAUAAAAAUACAUUCCACACAAAAUAUUUAUUUUUGCUAGAAAUUUAUAAAUAUACAUACAUAGCAACAAAUGUAUAUAUAUUAUAUAAUAGACGAGUAUUUAUAAAAAAAGAAACAGUAUGAAAGUACUUAUUUCAAUGUUUAGUAAGUAUUUUUGGUUUGCUUUAUAUUGAAUUGUUGCUGUUUCUGCUUUUCGGACUUGUGCAUGCUGCGUGACUAAAAAAUGCUCACACAAUUGUAAAUAUGUAUUUAUGUUUAUUCCACUGUGUGCUCCCUAAAUAUUUAAAUAAAACUUAUUAUUAUAAUAUAACUUAAGUUUAU